CCGAAGUUGAUCAGUCUGCUCAGAAAACUUAUCCGGAGGGAAAGUAUUAGAAUCGGUUUCAAAGGAGGAAAAAUCCAGGUUUUGUGCAAAGAAUUGCAUUGCAACCAGAGAGGACAUAACUUCUGUCAAUUAAGAGAAACAAUAUUGCACCCCGAAGUGUAGUCUUUGGUGAUAUUUUUACUUGUUCUGUGAAUACUUUGAUUUGUAAAGAAUAUAUUUUUUCGUUUAUUUUGACUGAAGUGUGCUGAAAGCACUCUCUCCAUUUGGAUGCGGACUGGUUUUUAGCUUUAUAAAUUGGAUAAUUUAACGCACGGGCAUUGCCUGUAAAUUAUAUUCACAUUUGGUGUUUAUCAAUUGCAAGACGAAUAUGUUUCUCAGUUUUUGUCUACUGCUGACAUUUGUCUUGGGGCUGACCGGGUCCUUUGGCUCAUAUGUACCAUGCGAGCCGUGCGACCAGAAGGCGCUCUCUAUGUGCCCCCCGGUCCCCGUCGGUUGUCAACUCGUGAAGGAGCCUGGCUGUGGUUGCUGCCUAACCUGUGCCCUAUCAGAAGGUCAGGCGUGCGGUGUUUACACCGGAACAUGCACCCAUGGCUUGCGCUGCUUGCCGCGGAAUGGAGAGGAGAAGCCCCUUCACGCGCUCCUUCACGGCAGGGGGGUGUGCACGAACGAAAAAGGAUACAAACCCCUCCAUCCACCCAUAGAUCAUGAGUCUCUGGAACACGAGGACACCCUGACGACUGAGAUCACGGAGGACCAACUGCAGCCCGCCAAAGUGCCGCUCCUCCCCAAGCAGGACCUCAUCAACAGUAAGAAGAUCCAGGCCAUGCGCAAGGACAAGGAGCGCAAGCGGGCGCAGGCCAAACUGCGCUCCAUUGGCCCCAUGGACUACUCCCCACUACCCAUUGACAAGCACGAGCCAGAGUUUGGUCCUUGCAGGAGGAAGCUGGAUGGGAUCAUCCAGGGAAUGAAGGACACAUCCCGUGUCAUGGCCCUGUCCCUGUACCUUCCCAACUGUGACAGGAAGGGCUUCUUCAAACGCAAACAGUGCAAGCCCUCUCGUGGCAGGAAGCGGGGCAUCUGCUGGUGUGUAGACAAGUACGGCUCGCAGGUUCCCGGCACAGACUACAGCGGGGGGGACAUCCAGUGCAAGGACCUAGAGAGCAGCAGCAUCAACGAGUGAAUAGGUGGCUCCGCCCCCACCCCGAUCACCUGACCCAGGGCCUCACCUCCUCCUUUCCCUCCCACCUGUCUGCUUCGCCCUCCAGUCACUUUUUGAGAUUUUCAAGAUGAAAAAAAACAAGACAACUAAACAAAUCAAAUGAAUGAACGAAAGGACAGGCUUGAAAAAAGGACACCUGAAAUCUUUUUUAUUUUUUGGACCGUGCGCUCAUCUCUUAAAAGACGGAACCCAGCAGGUUUUAAGCCCUUGUUUGACCCUCGGGCCCCUCCCCCACUAAGAGCUGGGCUCGGGCCCCUCCCCCACUAAGAGCUGGGCUCGGGCCCCUCCCCCACUAAGAGCUGGGCUCGGGCCCUUCCCCCACUAAGAGCUGGGCUCUGGCCCCUCCCCCGCUAAGAGGUGGGAGCCUCACUAACAAUUCAUGAAAAUAUAUACUUGUAUUGAUAUAUUUUUAUAGAAACACCAAACUUUGUGUCAUUUAAAGCUAACAUAAAAUGGAUGAAAAAAUGAAUAUAAGUCACUUUGAUUAUAAACAGGACUGUUUUGAUCUUUCACAUCUAUUGCUAUUGAGGUGUCAGAGGAGAUAGCUGGACCUUCUAUUGAGGUGUCAGAGGAGAUAGCUGGACCUUCUAUUGAGGUGUCAGAGGAGAUAGCUGGACCUUCUAUUGAGGUGUCAGAGGAGAUAGCUGGACCUUCUAUUGAGGUGCCAGAGGAGAUAGCUGGACCUUCUAUUGAGAUGUCAGAGGAGGAGGAGGUAGCUGGACCUUCUAUUGAGGUGUCAGAGAGGAUAGCUGGACCUUCUAUUGAGGUGUCAGAAGAGGAGGAGGAGGUAGCUGGACCUUCUAUUGAGGUGUCAGAGGAGAUAGCUGGACCUUCUAUUGAGGUGUCAGAGGAGAUAGCUGGACCUUCUAUUGAGGUGUCAGAGGAGAUAGCUGUUCCUUCUAUUAAGGUGUCAGAGAAGAUAGCUGGACCUUUUAUUGAGGUGUCAGAUGACAUAGCUGGACCUGCUAUUGAGGUGUCAGAGAGAAUACCUGGACCUUCUAUUGAGGUACCAGAGGAGAUAGCGGGACCUUCUAUCGAGGUGUCAGAGACAAUAGCUGAACCAUCUAUUGGCAGAAAAAAAAAACUUGAGAGGGUCUUUCUGAUACAGUUGACUCUAUCUGGUAUUUGGUUCUGUCAGAGCACUUUUGAAUAAGGGAACCUGCUUGGAUAUGUGUUACUUCACUAAUUUUGUGUGAGCAUGCAUGCAUGUAUGUGUGUGCGUGCGUGUGUGUGUGUGAAAGAGAAAGGGAGUGAGCUUAACACAAGAAUGACCUUUUUUUCCUCUCGCUCUCUUUUGUUGUUUUUUUACAACAACAACAUUUAUGGCUGGUGCUUGAAGUAGUCUUGAGGAUGGCUUUCUCCCACUAGGCUAUGUAAAACUAGGUCUAUGGGAGAUGGAGAAAGUUCGACACAAUAAUCAGAUCAUUACAGACAAACCUAUGUUAGUGGCUCAUUGACUCUGCAUCUAGCCUGACAUGCCAACUGUGCCUAUUGUUACCAUACACUGCCAUGCAGGGCAACAGAGAACUUAUCGGAGAACGCUGCCCCUACUGGUGAAGGGAAUACUGCCACAAAGUGCUCAUACUGUCAUCUGAUGUGAGCUCUGCUUGGCCCAACAACCGGGACUUAAAGAAUAGUGGAAUGAACCCUACAGUCCCGCAAUAACUAACAACAGUAAUUCUUUGUUUUGCUAAAGUAUGGGCAAAAAUUGUAAGUACAAGGAUUAAGCAUGUUUGCGGACUUGCAUUCACCAGUGAGGUUAGCUGUUUUUUUUUGUCUCAGUUGCUCGAGGGUGUUAGUCUUGUGUGGUUUUGUUUGUACUGUUGUGUAGUAACCGCCCACUUUUGAGCCGUGUUCCUUAACCAACGGGCCUGCUACCAUGGUCACCACGGCUACAGUGGAACCUUGGUGUAUUACUUUUGACUAUAAAUUAACUCAUGUUUUCUUUUUUUAACUAAAGAAAUACAAUGUACUGUUGCUUGGGAAAAAGACGUGUGCAUUUUAGCCUGUGAACAAUUUGAAUGGUUCCAUGAUGCCUGGCCAUCCUUAUUUGAAUAUGAGACAGUCAAAAAAAGCUAUAUCCCACCUAUUUUCUCCCCCCUUGGCUUGCAUGCCGCCCCUCCUCGACAACUUGUUUUCUAUACAACACAACAUUACUUGCAUUCGAAAUGGUGAGCAGUUUUCCUUUUAUUUUUAUUAUUAUUAUUAUUAUUAUUAUUAUUAUUAUUAUUCUACCUUUAUUUCAACAAGGAACACAGACUGAGACCAAGGUCUCUGUUAGAGCUGGGCCCUGCGUAUACAUGUUUACACAUACAGUUUAAGUACAAUGAUUAAGAAACUACACAAGACAAACAAAACGAUCACAGACAACACACAAGAAUACAGCAGCAGAUUGUUUCAUUUACACACAGGUUAUUCCCCUAAUAGGUUAUUCCCCUAACAGGUUAUUGCCCUAACAGGUUAUUCCCCUAACAGGUUAUUCCCCUAACAGGUUAUUCCUCUAACAGGUUAUUCCUCUAACAGGUUAUUCCCCUAACAGGUUAUUCCCCUAAUAGGUUAUUCCCCUAACAGGUUAUUCCCCUAACAGGUUAUUCCCCUAACAGCACAAGAACUUGCAUUACCCAAAACAGUUACAAGCAACACAAAA
Messenger RNA from Oncorhynchus mykiss (rainbow trout), 3866 nucleotides. Its product is annotated as insulin-like growth factor-binding protein 5. NCBI's taxonomy places the organism in Eukaryota, Metazoa, Chordata, Actinopteri, Salmoniformes, Salmonidae. The record is from RefSeq and is a predicted model, not a curated record. Gene Ontology annotation, cellular component: extracellular region. Gene Ontology annotation, molecular function: insulin-like growth factor II binding; fibronectin binding; insulin-like growth factor I binding. Gene Ontology annotation, biological process: regulation of insulin-like growth factor receptor signaling pathway.